Messenger RNA from Colletotrichum truncatum, 4878 nucleotides. The record is from RefSeq and is a predicted model, not a curated record. NCBI's taxonomy places the organism in Eukaryota, Fungi, Ascomycota, Sordariomycetes, Glomerellales, Glomerellaceae.
AUGUCGACCGACGCUGCCAGCGCUCCAGUUUCGGAGCCUGCACCUCUGCCGGCGCAAUCGACUGCCGACAGCGACCAGGAGGAGCCUACUCUGAGCCAGAUUGAAUGCGCGACGAAGCCCGCCUUCCUCCACUCCCCUCCCGACAGCAACAAUGCACCCAAGUCGGACGCCAGCGACUCGGAGCUCAGCGACCUCGACGAUGACGCCGUCGAACCGCCUCCGAAACAAGAUGAGGCCGAAGUCGAGGACGACAUUGGCGAGGUUGUUCCCGAUCACUGGUCCGGAACGGUCCCUGUCUUCAAGCCGACUAUGCACCAGUUUAAGGACUUUAAGCUAUUCAUGACCAAGGUGGAUAAAUAUGGAAUGAAGUCUGGUAUUAUCAAGAUCAUUCCUCCCUCCGAAUGGAAAGAAUCCCUUCCAAAACUCGACAACCUCGUCAAGCAGAUCAGAGUUAGGGAGCCGAUCAAACAGGAUAUCAUGGGAUCCAAUGGAACAUAUCGACAAGUGAACAUCCUCCACGGAAGAUCGUACAAUCUCCCCCAAUGGCGACAACUUUGCGACCAAAGCGAACACCAGCCCCCAGCGAGGCGUGGCGAACGCCGAGCGAACGUUGAAAAGCCAAAGACUCGAUCCGCUCCUAAACCACGACCAGCGCCCAAGCCGGCUGCUUCCGGCUCUAAGAAACGUGGCCGUGGACGACCGGCCCGAGGCAAGGCCAAAGUCCAGGAAGAGGAGGAAGCCCAAGAGGAAGAGAAGCGACCGAUGACACCGGUAUCGCCGAAGCCUACCGCCGAGGUCGACAUCAAGAAGGAAGAAGUCAUUGACUCGGUCGAGGACCCCGGCAUGGAGGUUGACGAGGAUGAGCCGCCUACGGUCGGCAGGAUGGGUCGCAUGGGUGGCGUGAAGCCUGCGAAACCAAAGACUCAGUCUGUCUCAGCUCGUCGGAAGUACAGUAAAAGAGAAGGCUCUGCGAUGAUUGAUGAGGAGGCGUUCAAGGAUUUCAAUUAUCAAAUGGAUGUCUCGGACUAUACGCCAGAGCGUUGUGAGGAGCUUGAAAGGAUAUACUGGAAGACGCUCACAUAUGCACCUCCAUUGUACGGCGCAGAUCUCAUGGGUACGCUUUUCGACGAGUCGACAGAAAACUGGAACUUGAACAAGCUGCCCAAUCUAUUGGAUGUUCUCGGCACCAAAGUUCCCGGUGUGAACACCGCUUACCUCUAUCUCGGUAUGUGGAAGGCUACCUUCGCAUGGCACUUGGAGGAUGUCGACUUGUACAGCAUCAAUUAUCUCCACUUCGGAGCUCCCAAGCAGUGGUACAGCAUCUCCCAAGCUGAUGCUCGUCGGUUUGAGGCUGCGAUGAAAAACAUCUGGCCCACUGAAGCCAAGGCUUGCGACCAAUUCCUCCGUCACAAGGGAUUCUUGAUCUCGCCCUCACAUUUGAAGCAGCACUACAACAUCACAGUCAACAAAUGUGUCUCCUACCCGGGAGAAUUUGUCGUCACCUAUCCUUACGGCUACCACUCAGGAUACAACCUGGGCUAUAACUGCGCUGAAGCAGUCAACUUCGCUCUUGAGUCUUGGCUCCCCAUGGGAAAGAUCGCCAAGCGAUGCGAAUGCGCACAGGCACAAGACAGUGUGUGGGUUGACGUUUACGACAUCGAACGUAAACUCCGAGGCGAGGAGACAGAGUACGAAGAAACCGAUGAGGAUGAUGAAGAAGAAGACGACGAGGACAUGGAGGACGCCAGCGGCCUCCCGUCACCGCCUAAUAGCAACACAAUUGUCAUCAAACCCGGUCGAAAGAGGAAGCGUGCAACAGGAGACAAGGAUGGGAAGAAGAAGGUCAAGAAAAUUCGCCUCAAGGUCAAGACACGCGCGGAGCCAAUUUGCUGUCUCUGCCCCAAUGACAUCCCUGGCGCAGAAGUCCUCCCGACAGAUGAUGGCCGCAAAGCUCAUCGCAUGUGUGCCCUUUAUCUCCCUGAGACGUACAUCGACACGGUCGACGAUAAGGAGGUCAUUGCAAACGUUGCCAACAUCAAUAAGGAACGACUGGAUCUCAAGUGUCUCUACUGCCGAUCCAAGAAAGGCGCUUGCUUCCAGUGCUCGCAGAAAAAAUGUGCUCGGGCUUACCAUGCCACCUGCGCCGCGGCAGCUGGCAUCUUUGUCGAAGAAGCCGAAGUCCCAGUCUUUGGCGAAGACGGGACCGAGUACAAGGAACAGGCCUUCGAAUUCAGCUGCCGCUUUCACCGUACCAAGAGAGACAGGAAAACCGACGGAGACACUCUUGAAGAUGACGAGCGUAUCCGGAGUGCUGCGGCUGCACUCAAGAAGGGCGAGAUUUGCCAACUACAAUACUACAAGGGUGAUAUCUUUGCUGGUGUUGUGGUGGAGAACCGCGCAGAUGACCAGACCCUACUUCUGGAUAUUAUACCUAACGGGUACGUAUUUACCGGUAACGCAGAGAACCGCACGCUAAUAAAUCUUAGUGACCGUCUGGAAGUCGAGUGGAAGUGGCUCUUGCUGCCCGAUCCCGCUGAUUAUCACCUUCCGAAGGCAUCCGCCCAGGCCAUCCCGAUGCCAUCGUCGCAAAAGGCAAAGGACCAGCUUAACGCGAAGCGGCCUACCGAUGAAAUACCCAGAAAGGAUGCUCCGUUUGUCGAGGGAUUCACUUGGGCAGAAUUCCAUCCAUGUGAUGAAUGCGCCAACCCCAACCAAGUCAGGGUUGAUCUGGCGAAGGAUAACCAAGUAUGGCAUUACCUGGGCAAAACAUCAACAGAGGCCAAGGCACAGUAUUCUGAGGACCCUGCGAAGCAGCAACACAACCCCAAGAGCAACUACCUUGAUACCAUCCCCAAACCCCCGAAGCCGGUCUCUGCGACUGCGGCCCAGCGGAAGACUUCUAAUAUCCCGCCACAGCCAGCACCUAUGCCCACCCCCGGGGUUGUUAUUCAGCCUGGAAUCAAGACAGAAAAGCCAUAUGUGUACAAGCCACGGAAGCCUGUUGAGCCCAACUACACUGGGUCUGGAGCCUUUGCGACACAGAAACUCACUCCCAAGAUUUCUCCCUCGCCUUCGCCUUCAUCAGCGGGCCAGCAACUUCCUUUCGGAUCAGACCCCCGUUACCAGAUGCAGAAUGGCCAGUUUGUCCAACAAAGAUUCGCGCCUGAUGUCCAUCAGUCGUACAUCUCGCGUUACAGCCCCGCUGAACCUGGACAGUACGCGGCUCCCAACACCGCACAACGCCCCAGUCCUUACGGCAAUCCGCCAUCGCACCCGGCAGGUCCCACACGGCCGGCACAGCAGAUGUGGGCAACACCGGCACAGAACUCCAUGCCUCAGCCGCCGGCAAACUCACAAGCCUCAACUCCGCAAAGCCACAGACGGUAUUCGGCAGCACCCACACCUUCGGUUGCCAUGAAGUACGCAUUCUUCCAAGUGCACCAUAACAGAGAUUCGAAGACGUAUCGGACUCCGUAUGCGCCCUGGGGAGGCUUCACCAACGGCUAUGAAGGUAAUCUCAGGGCUCAUCUAAUGCGGACGUCGCCAGAGGCUUUCUUUAAGAACAACCGACAGGGUUCUGCCCAUAGCGGGUCUCCCGCACCCAACUCAGCCGCUCAUUCUCAAGCCCCUGCGCAUGGCAGCCCGUAUUACAAUACCUUUACGAGCACGAUGUCGCAGGGCUCCAUCGGCAUGUAUGGUCGAAAGACAGCAUCCUCAUCGUCUUCAUCAAGUUCAAGGCCGCCGCACGACCCUUCAAGAACACAGUACUCCUCAAUAUCACCAAGCCCAGUACCAAACACCUCACAGGCCAGCCCGAAUGGCUACAAUAAUGGAUGGAAUGCACAACAAACACACUCGACGCCUCUUCACCCGGCAAUUCGCCCGCAGUACGGGACGUGGAUGAGCCAGCCUCAGAGCCAUCCUCAACCUCACGCCCAGCCUGCGCAACCGCAGGCUGCACACCAAACCGCGACGGCACAACCGGCUCAUAGCCAAACACAAGCUGCUCAGACAAAACCUCAGGCUGCACCAAAACCAGCUGCGCCCAAGGUGCAGUACAAGAUACCCGAAAAGCAGACCCCGGUUCCAUUGCCAGCCAAGUACCUGGCGGCUAUGGGAAAGCGACCCUCGACGGCUACCCCUUCCAAGGCUAGCUCACAGUCGACUGAGCCGUCUUCACAAGACACCAAAUCGCCCUCGGCUCCUGGCUCGACAAGUACUACCAAUACGGCUUCGGCACCCAGUGCUCAGAACACUCCGGCCCAGGCCAGCUCUCCUCCGGCGGCGCCGACACCUGCAAAGCAGACAGCGCCUUCUGUUUCGCAAACCCCCGUCCCCGUCCCUCAGACACCUGUACCAGUUCCCAAACAGAGGAUGCCAUUCACGAAUCAAUUUUCUGCCAACCGGCCUACCCAGCCCCAGUAUCAGGUUCAUGCCCCGGCGUCUACAGCACAAACAGCCCAACGGCCGCUUCGGCCAAUGAGUCAUGUCCAGACAGAGCAUCAUUCGUUGAACCCAGCGGAGAUUUUGGCGCAGAUUGCUACGCAGCCUCGCAUGAACCCUCCCACGCCCACGACGCCUCACCAGUUAAUGCCUUCGCCAGCAUCGCAGCAAGCCCCAAUGUCCCAGCACUAUCCGGCGCAACAGGCGCAGCAGGGAAUGAUACAACAACCUACGCACCAGUACCAUUCGUAUGCACCACAACAAGGUCAAUAUCAGCCGGUACAGCCCCAUCAACAUAUGCACAACAUGGCGCCUUCCAAUCAAGCUCCGCAAGCCCCGACUGGCGAGGUGCCACUACCAGAAGUACCUGCAGACUCGACGGCGUUGGUGGAAAGGAUGAUGCAAAACCUUCGCCGAGCCGCCUUCCAUGGCUGA